Galendromus occidentalis (western predatory mite) is the source of this 2104-nucleotide messenger RNA. RefSeq lists its product as uncharacterized. The transcript has 11 exons. The record is from RefSeq and is a predicted model, not a curated record. Gene Ontology annotation, biological process: proteolysis. Lineage: Eukaryota; Metazoa; Arthropoda; Arachnida; Mesostigmata; Phytoseiidae. Gene Ontology annotation, molecular function: serine-type endopeptidase activity. The coding region runs from base 1 to 2061 and encodes 686 amino acids.
AUGAAGAUUCUUCUGGUCAGCAAGUUUCUGUACUUGCUUCAUCUUCACGGCUAUGGAAUCGUAGUUGGUGGAAGUUCAAAUAUGCACUGGAAUUCCCUGUAUAUCUCAUUUGUUCUCAUCUGUACGACAAGAAUCACCUAUGGCCAAGGAGAUUUCCAAGCCCGUGGGAAGAGAGGCGGCCUGAAUAUCGGCAUCAGUCUUGAUUUCUCGGCGGGGACGAGGAGGGAAGAUCCCGCAGAGAAGCGGCACGUCCAACUGCCUCCGGGUGCGGAAUCGGAAGAUCAUGGAGAGCCAAUCACGGAUGUCGACGUUGUGCAACGCUUCCUCCAACAAUUGGAGUCCCAUAGACGGAGGAGCUCGUCUUUCGAGGGGGUUCCCAUUCUCGGCGGGAUCGUGAAGAAAGUGCGGCGGUACCAAGCUUGCAUCACCCCGAAAUACGACCGCGGCCACUGCAGACAUGUUCAGCAUUGCGUCCUCCCUGCGUUCUUGAAGAACAUAAACAUUCUGCUCUCGUACUCAUGCUUCAUCGGCGGGGCUCAUCUCGGAGUUUGUUGCCCAGAUCGACAUUUCAGCACCAAUAGUGAAGAGAACGAAGAUUCCGAACUGCCGCCAAGUACGACAACGAAACGGCCAUCCCUAGUCGACUCGCUCCUGAGCCCCGUCGGAGGUUUGCUGAAACCGCACAAACCGAACAACCCGAAAAGACCGGACGCUCCGCGUCAGCCCGACGGGCCCGACUCUCCUGGACCCGAUGGCUAUAGACCACCCCAGGAAAGUGAUUUUGUCGGACCCCCGGACCGCCGCCCUCAUCCGCCAUUCCGACCGCCCCCCGAUACGUUCAACGGCGGACCUCAACACGGUGGUCCCCCUCCGGAUGGUUUUCCUCACGGGGGACCUCCCCACGGCCAACUCCACAACGGUGGGCCCAACAGUGGAGGACCUCCCCAUGGUGGGCCCCACGGUGGAGGACCUCCCCAUGGUGGGCCCCACGGAGGAGGACCUCCCCAUGGUGGGCCCCACGGUGGAGGACCUCCCCAUGAUGGCCCCCACGGUGGAGGACCUCCCCAGAAUGGUGGACCCCCUCAACACGGUGAAUUCCAUCCUCCUGCUAGGGGACAGAGUAAUUCCGAAUCCAACUCCAAUAACGGUGGGGGUAACUAUUUUAGCACGGUGAAACCGGCAGCUCCGAUCAGAGGGGCUGCUUACUACCCGGAAACAACCACGAGUAUGAGCGGUUCCACCCCGGGUGGUAACAGCGGUAAACACUCUGAAGACAUUGUGUGGACGUCGACUUCGUCGUCCUGGUCUACGGCCUGUGGUCUCAGCGUCAACAAUCGGAUCGUAGGAGGAGAAGUCGCUAACGCCGAACUAUGGUCUUGGGUUGCCGCGCUCAUGAAAGUUGACAAGCGGUCGAAUAAGACUGAGCAAUUCUGUGGUGGCGUGAUCAUAACCAACCGCUACAUCGUCACGGCUGCACACUGCUUGCCAGGGAUCUCGGCGCGAGAUUUGACGAUAAGACUCGGCGAGUUCGACUUCAAUGAGAAAGAGAACAGCCGGCGGCAGGAUUUCUCUGUGUCACGAAUAGUCCGUCAUCCCGCCUUCAACGAAUCUAAUAACAAUUUCGCGGACAUCGCUCUCAUCAAAGUGUCUAGAGACAUCAAAUUCAAUCAGUUCCUUCUUCCUGUCUGCAUGCCUCCCAACGAAACUUUCGCAGAGAAAGUGGCGACAGUUAUUGGCUGGGGGGUUACAUCCUUCGCAGGACGUUCGUCCAACGUUUUGAAGCAGCUCCGGAUUCCGGUUUGGAGCAACAAGGAGUGUCAGGAAAAACUCUCAACCAUCACAGUCCUCCGGGAAUUCCUUUGCGCCGGACUCAAAGAUCAGGGCGGUAACGACUCCUGCCAGGGUGAUUCUGGCGGGCCCCUCAUGGUUGAGAACGAGAACAAACAAUGGACCUUGAUCGGCGUCGUAUCGUGGGGAUACGGCUGCGGCCAAAAAGGAAUACCAGCCGUUUAUACGAGAGUGUCCCAGUUCCGUCAAUGGAUAUACGAUAAUGCCAUCUGAGACCUCAGCGGAAUGCUCGAUAAUUGUAAAUAAAAUUAUUUUU